This is a messenger RNA of Neogale vison (American mink), 1788 nucleotides long. Its product is annotated as galactoside alpha-(1,2)-fucosyltransferase 2-like. Lineage: Eukaryota; Metazoa; Chordata; Mammalia; Carnivora; Mustelidae. Gene Ontology annotation, biological process: carbohydrate metabolic process. The transcript has 2 exons. The record is from RefSeq and is a predicted model, not a curated record. Gene Ontology annotation, cellular component: membrane. Gene Ontology annotation, molecular function: galactoside 2-alpha-L-fucosyltransferase activity. Bases 209 to 1063 code for a protein of 284 amino acids.
GCAGCCCAGAGCACGCUGGCCCAGGAGGCUCAAGACAGUCAUCCUGGGAUUCCGGGCCACCUGCCCUUCCGUCUCCACCAUCUACUUCCUCUUCAUCCUCUUGGUGGUGUCCACCAUCUUCCACUGCCAUCACCGCCUGGCCCUGGUGCCCGCCCCCUGGGCCUCAGGCCGCUUGGUCCUGCUCCCUGGACCCCUGCCCCCAGGGGGCAUGUUCACCAUCAUGGCCAAAGGCCGCCUGGGGAACCAGAUGGGCGAGUACGCCACCCUGUACGCCCUGGCCAAGAUGAACGGGAGGCCGGCCUUCAUCCCGGCCGAGAUGCACAGCACGCUGGCCCCCAUCUUCCGGAUCAGCCUCCCGGUCCUGCACGGCAGCACCGCCGGCCGCAUCCCCUGGCAGAACUACCACCUGAACGACUGGAUGGAGGAGCGCUACCGCCACAUCCCCGGGGAGUACGUGCGCCUCACCGGCUACCCCUGCUCCUGGACCUUCUACCACCACCUGCGAGACGAGAUCCUGCAGGAGUUCACCUUGCAUGACCACGUGCGGGAGGACGCCCAGAAGUUUCUAAGGGGCCUGCAGGUGAAUGGGAGACAGCCAAGCACCUUCGUGGGAGUCCACGUGCGCCGGGGGGACUACGUGCACGUCAUGCCGCAGGUGUGGAAGGGCGUGGUCGCCGACCGGCGGUACCUGGAGCAGGCCCUGGCCUGGUUCCGGGCCCGCCACCGGUCCCCAGUCUUCGUGGUCACCAGCGACGACAUGGCCUGGUGUCGGCAGAACAUUGACGCCUCCCGGGGGGAUGUGGUGUUCGCGGGCAAUGGCCUUCAGGGCUCCCCCGCCAGGGACUUCGCGCUGCUCACUCAGUGUAACCACAGCGUUAUCACCGUGGGCACGUUCGGGAUCUGGGCUGCUUACCUAGUGGGCGGAGACACCGUCUUCCUGGCCAAUUUCACCCUGCCCAGCUCCCGCUUCCGCUGGAUCUUCAAGCCCCAAGCAGCCUUCCUGCCCGAGUGGGUGGGCAUUGCUGCUGACCUGGGCGGGGCCAAAGAGAACUCCAGGCCCUGAGGCCUCCCAGCUGGGCGACCUGGAACUAGUAACUUAACCUCUCUGGGCCUUAGCGUGCCCCCUGCUGAGCGGACCUAAUCCAGAACUUCCCUCUGAGGCUCCUGCCACAAGUUCAUUUAGUGUCGUGGGAAGGCCCCGGAAGUGCCCGCCACACACAGGCGUGUGGGUGGUGCACCCCGAACUUUCCGGAGGGUUUAACAUGGAAACCCAUUUUUUGCCCUCUCCUUGUCCGUGGCUUUGGGAGUUAAGUCCAAUGCCCCUGCCUCCUGGGAGGGUUCAGUGAAGCCUUUCCUCCCCUCCAGUCAAGGAGAGCCAGCCAAGUGUCAGGUUUGGGGUUUCAUAGGGGCCUUAAUGUGGAAGGGAGGAACCCACGAUUUGAGAGGAUGAAUCUCGGGGAGGUGCCCUUGGUGGGGAGGUGAGGUCCCUGGAAAUGGGGGUGCAGGUGGGACUCAGGAAGGACUCCACACCACUCUGCCCAAGGCAGCAAAGACGCCCAGAGUGUAAGGUCCUAGGAGUGACUGGUGGAACCCAGGGGUCCCAAAAGACGGAAGUCCGGCCAUGUCAGCAGCCAGCUGCAGACAGAUGGCCUCACCCCUUGGCACUGCCUAGGCCCCCAGGGCACAGAGUCCCUCUGAGAAACCCCUGUGUGGAUGAGAGUUGGACCAGGGGAUCACGAUACGGGCUUUCCUGUGUUCAGUGCAUUUGGCUUUAUGGAUAUACUGGUA